Messenger RNA from Amblyraja radiata (thorny skate), 3361 nucleotides. RefSeq names its product suppressor of tumorigenicity 14 protein homolog. The record is from RefSeq and is a predicted model, not a curated record. The transcript has 20 exons. Bases 204 to 2867 code for a protein of 887 amino acids. Lineage: Eukaryota; Metazoa; Chordata; Chondrichthyes; Rajiformes; Rajidae. Gene Ontology annotation, molecular function: protein binding; serine-type endopeptidase activity. Gene Ontology annotation, biological process: proteolysis.
GACGGUGCUGAGCAGCAGUGUGGGCUCCCCAUUGAAAACAAAGGCAGCCGGUGCGACAGUCCUUGUGCGUAGGAGCCGCCACCAACACUCACCCCAAACCAGGACCUGCCCCCGUUCCGACCCCCACCCCCAUGCGAUGUGAUCUCAAGGAAGAAGUGAUUGUUAUUUUGUGUUGAUUGAGAUAGGUGAACCAGGUACAAACCAUGAGGAGAGAAGGAGCUGAGCGCUACCUGACCCAGACCUGCCAGACUACGACUGUCUCUUCUACACUGAUAAAUCCUGCAUUUCUAACCACACCGGACUAUACAACGAGACAGAAUUUUCCCUCGACAUGCCCGACAUUAUGCCAUGGAGCUUUGAAUACAGAUGUCCCAACACACACUGCGAAGCUUUACACACAGCCAGCAACUGGUCUAGAUGAAGCAUAUGUGAAGAGAUGCUGUCUAUCGAAGGUUGUUGUGAUAGUGCUUACAAUGUUGGUCACUUCGGGAGGAGUUGCAGCCAUUCUGUGGUACUUUCUCUAUGAGACUCCAAAUAGUAGAGUUUACUUCAGUGGUUCCAUACGUCUGCUAAAUGUCCUCUUCAGUUCUACGUUAACAGACAGCAAAUCCAAUGAGUUCUUACACUUAGCCAAGCAGGUUGAGGAACCAUUGACUGAGAUAUUUGGAAGAUCACAAUUGACACAAAACGUUAUCAGUGUCAACGUUGUCGCCUUUAGUGAAGGAAGUGUGAUAGCUUACUUUAUGGUUGCAUUCAAUGUGGGUAAAACCAGACUUCUAGAACACAGGCAGUCCCUACUUGCAGAUGAUGUGAUUAAGGUAUUGAGGAAAACAACUGACUCUAAUACUGCUGCAGUGUUCCUGGGAAACUUACUUAUAGAUGUCAAUUCCAUUGACAUUUAUGAGACAGAACACAACACAUAUUCUCUGUCAUUGGAAGAAGCAUGUCCUAUGACUGAUAUGAGAAUCCAGUGGAACCAAUCUAUGCCCUGCCGCUGGGAGAUGAGUGGGCCAGCAAACCACUCACUGCAGAUUGUGAUAAAUAAGUAUUUUAUGAAUGGUGAUUGCAGCAUGAAUUACAUUGCACUUUACGACUCACUGGUGCCUGCAAAGAGAAAGCUAAUCACAAGAAUAUGCUCCAGUGGUGAACAUGUGACUUUACAAUCUCUCACUCUAACAUCAUCAGGGAACGUGAUGCUGGCAGUAUUAUUUUCAGAACCCAAACAUGCAUGUCUACUGGAAGCAGUGGUAUUAUACAUCACGAAAACAACCUGUGGUGGAAAUAUAACUGCUUAUAAUGGAUCCCUGAUCUCUCCAAAUUAUCCCUUUCGAUACCCUCCAAACAUUAACUGUAUCUGGAGAAUCACAGUACCGGAGCCAAACCUUCAAUUCCGUAUCCAGUUUCGAACUCUAAAGCUGGAAGGCAUGCAGCCAGAGUGUGAGAAGGACUGGAUUUCAAUAGACGGUGUACGUUACUGUGGAGAGCACUCCAAGACCUUAGUGGUUCCCAGUGCAUCCAACACCCUGACUGUCCAGUUUCACUCCGAUAUGUCUUCCAGUAACCUGGGAUUUCGUGCUGAAUACAACAGUUUCAACCCUGCAGAUGGCAAGUACCUCCAGUACCCAUUGACUAUUCUAACUUCAAGUAAUCCUUGCUCCCUUGAAUGCCAAGGAAUGCAUGUUUGUGGAGAUGGAAGGUGCGAGCUCAUGAGUAACAAAUGUGAUGGUUGGGUUCAUUGUAAAGAUGGAAGUGAUGAGAUAAACUGUGUGUGUACAGCAGACCAGUUUCGAUGCCAGAAUGAUAUGUGUAAACCCUUAAUUUGGGUCUGUGAUGGAGUCGAUGACUGUGAUGAUAUGAGCGAUGAAUCCAAUUGUGAUUGUCCUGUUGGAUUCUUCGCAUGCCACAAAAAUAAUUGUUUGCCUAUUGCUGCCUUAUGUGACGGAAAUAUGGACUGCUUCGAUGGCACUGAUGAGACUAAUUGUGAAAAAACAGAUGUGAAUUGUACUGUCAACACCUACAGAUGUGCUAGCAAUGGAUGUGUUGUCAAACCCAACGCCGAAUGUGAUGGUGUGAAGGAUUGUGUAGAUUUUAGUGAUGAAUCGAAUUGUCAUUGUGGAAACCAACCGUCCAUAAGAAGUCGGAUUGUCAAUGGUAACGACGCAGUGAUUGGAGAAUGGCCUUGGCAAAUCAGCCUCCACUUUGGCACAUUGGGACAUACAUGUGGAGCCACGUUGAUAAAUAAUUGGUGGCUUCUGUCUGCCUCUCACUGCUUCCAAGAUGCGGAGUCAUACAGGUACUCUGACCGACAGUUAUGGAGAGUGUACAUUGGAGCACACUCUCUCGGCUUUACUGACAAUGAUGUGGAAAGGCGACUCAUAAAACGGCUGAUAAUCCAUGAACAAUUUGACAAUGUCACGAUGGAUUAUGACAUUGCAUUGCUUGAACUUUCGUCUUCUGUUAAAUACACCAGUUUCAUCCAGCCCGUGUGUCUUCCUUCACCAUUGCACGUCUUCCCAGCAAACCAGAGGUGUUAUGUCACUGGCUGGGGCUUACUACAAGAAGGCGGUCAUCUCCCUGUAAUCCUUCAAAAAGGUGAAGUUAGAAUCAUUAAUCAAACAACAUGCAAUAACUUUAUGGGAAAUAUACUAACGUCACGAAUGAUGUGUGCAGGGUACCUCACUGGCGAAGUUGAUGCAUGUGAGGGUGACUCUGGAGGGCCACUGGUUUGUGAAGAACCAUCUGGAAAAUGGUUUCAGGCUGGAAUUGUGAGCUGGGGUCAAGGAUGCGGCAGGUACGGACACCCUGGGGUUUAUACACGCAUCACAAAGUUCCGAGAGUGGAUGCACAGGAAUAUCGGCAACUCUUGAAAAUUGUAACUGUGCAAGGAACAAAUACUUUAAUUUAAUUCAGGCAGUUUUCAAUUUCACUUCUAAUGCUCAUAGCACCACAUCAGUAGAACACUGCAAAGUAUUUACUUACAAGACUUACAGUAGUGACACAGCAGUGAUAGAUUUUACGAUUGGAUGAAAUGAAGAUAGCAUGGUCAUUGUGUUCCUCUUAUUGUUUCUGUAAUGGUAGUCAGAUAGAUGAGAGGACAAAGAAUUAACCAGGAUUGCAAUUAGACCAAAACAUUGUCAUGCAUUUGUACUUGACUGCCCCCUUGUACAGCUGAACGUUGUUACAGUCUGCUAGAGAAUGUUUCUGUCAUAAUUCAGCAGUACAAUUUACAACACAUUUCAUAGGGAAUGUUCUGUAACAAUGCACUUAUACUUCAGGAGUCCAGAGUGUUUAAUUGUCAUAGGUACCGGCCACAGAACAAUUAAAUUCUUACUUGGCCCGUAAAUACGAUAACACACAAACA